AUGGUGGUGCAGAGCGGGAGGGGCGACGCGACGCGCGAGCGAGAGACGGAUCUGGACGGCGUCGACGAGACGCUGGACGAGGAGAGCGUGCUGUGCACGCGCGAUCGGCGAGGGUUGGGAGCGAUCGAGGAGGUGUUUGGACCGGUGAGCGCGCCGCUGUACGCGCUGCGGUUGCCGGAGGAGGUGACGGCGGAGACGGGGGACGAGGUGUUCGUCGUCGUCGGGCGGUCGAGGAGGAUUCCGAACGUCGCGAGGUUGUAUAAGAAGGGGUACGACGCGAGCGGUAAGGAUGACGAGGAAGUGGUCGAGGAGGAAGAGUUCAGCGACGACGAAGAGGAAGCCGCGGCGAAAGCGGCGCGGAAAAAGGCGAACGGAAAGAAGCGAUCGUCCGGCGCGCGCGGCGGCGGCGCCAAGCCGUCGCCGAUGGGCGGCGGCGGUAUGUUCGGCAUGCGCGGGCUUCCGCGACCGCCACCGCCGCCGCCGAGCGCGGCAAUGGGACAGAUGGGCGUCGGCGGCGCGCCGCCGCCACCGUCCGCCGCUGGGCAGCCGAUGAUGUACGUGCCGGUGCGAUACGACGCGCGAGGGCGACCGACCAUCGUGAUGCCGCCGGCGCGCGGACCGCCGCCGCCGCCGCCGCCGCCACCGUCCGCGUGA
Ostreococcus lucimarinus CCE9901 is the source of this 654-nucleotide messenger RNA. RefSeq lists its product with no specific name. NCBI's taxonomy places the organism in Eukaryota, Viridiplantae, Chlorophyta, Mamiellophyceae, Mamiellales, Bathycoccaceae. The transcript has a single exon. Gene Ontology annotation, molecular function: RNA binding. Gene Ontology annotation, biological process: box H/ACA snoRNP assembly; pseudouridine synthesis; ribosome biogenesis. Gene Ontology annotation, cellular component: sno(s)RNA-containing ribonucleoprotein complex. The record is from RefSeq and is a predicted model, not a curated record. Bases 1 to 654 code for a protein of 217 amino acids.